GCCUCAGAAGCAGGCCUCAGAAAACAGAAGCUCUGUCCGUCUCUUGCUCUCUAAUCAUCCGCUGCCUUUCUGUCUUAGAGCUGGCGAUAAAAUCUCUGACCUGUCUUGUCUGAUUGUUUCAGAGGGGGUCCUGCCCCUUACCCAGGAGGAAGGAAUACCGCACAGAGAGGCCAAGGAGAAUCUGGACCGGCCUUGCUGGGUUUCUGCACUCAGUCUGCUAGUAUUAGAUCACACUCUUUGUUCAAUCAAUUACUAUGAGGUUGGCCAUGCUUCAAUCAUCUCUCUCCAAUGAAAUCUCUACAAAACGCCCAAGAGAACUUCUAGAUAGCCUAAUAGGUAGAUGUUUCUGGAGGGUGGUACGCCUGGGAAGGGCAUAGAGCUCUGCGUCCCCUCUCCAUCUCACCCUGUGCACCACUUCAUCUGUAUCCUUGGUAAUAUCCUUUAUAAUAAACCAGUGAACCUAAGUAAGUGUUUUGUGAGCCAUUCUAGCAAAUUAAUGAAACCCGAAAAGGAGGUCCUGGGAACUGCAGCUUGAAGCCCGUCAUUGAGAAGUUCUGGAGGCCCUGACUUGUGUGACUGGUGUCUGAAGUAGGGGUAGUCUUCUGGGACUGAGCCCUCAGCCCGUGGAAUCUGACACUGUUUCCAGGUAGUUAGUGUCCGGAUUGAAUUGGAUGGGAAGAUACCCAGCUGGUGUUGGCUGCAGAGUUGAUUGCCUGCUUAUUGGUAGAGAGAAAUCCCCACGCGUCUGGUCACAGAAGUCUACUGUAUAGAUUGUUGUCAGGAAGGAUGCCAGUUCUGCGCUUCUCAGUAACUAUGAGGUGUUUCAGUUACUAACUGAUCUGAAGGAGCAGCGUAAAGAAAGUGGAAAGAAUAAACACAGCUCUGGACAACAGAACUUGAACACCAUCACCUAUGAAAACCUAUGGCUUUUGAGGAAGAGUACCACAGAGGUGAUCUCCCCUUCUUGUGUCAUGAUUUCUCGGGACGUUAAAAUACAUAUCAAAAACACCAUGCAGGCACCAGAGUCCUGAGAUUGUCAGGGAAUUUCUCACAGCAAUGAAAAGCCACAAGUUGACCAAAGCUGAGAAGCUCCAGCUGCUGAACCACCGGCCUGUGACCGCCGUGGAGAUCCAGCUGAUGGUGGAAGAGAGUGAAGAGCGGCUCACGGAGGAGCAGAUUGAAGCUCUUCUCCACACCGUCACCAGCAUUCUGCCUGCAGGGCCAGAGGCUGAGCAGAAGAAGAAGACCAACAGCGACGUGGCAAUGGACGAAGAGGACCCAGCGUAGAAGAGCACAGCUGGCCCUGGCAUUUCAUGACGUCAGAAGGCCCAGCAGCCGUUUCCUGGAUGUUGAGAGGAUUGUUUAUUUGAUUAUACCCUCUAUCCCGGCAGGCCUGGCUGGCUUCGUGGUUAGUUGGGUACAUCACAAAAAUAAGCUAAAAAGAAAUAUUUGUGCCUUGGGGAGAAGAAACAUGGUGAAGACAGGCUGAGGUUGUCAGGGCAGAGAGCUGAAGGUGGGGACAGUGACCGUGGACCCCUCUGUGCUUGAAAGAUUUCCUCCACAGCCUUUGCCCCAGUUGUGGGGAGGUCUCUAUACACAGCGGGGAAAAUGCUUGUGUCUUCUUUGGUGGGCCAUGUCCUAAUUAGUUUCAUCUGCUUCCCUGGGAACUUACUAAACAGGGGCUCAGAGCACUGUUGGGAAUCUGGUUAGAACCCCAGAGAGUUACUCUAAGUUAAAAUGAGUCACUGACCUUGGCUCACCUUAGAGGAAUUUCCUCGAGAACAACAGAGAUAAGAAAAGAACCGGCCUGGCCAAUCCUUCAACAGCUCUAGAGCCCCUUUUCUCUGCUGGCAGGGGCUUUGUUUACCAGCUCACUGUUUAGGCUAAAUGUUAGGGACCAGAUCACUGCAGUUGAAAACAGGCAUUCCAGGCUUAGUGACAGUGGCAGCAGAAACAGUGUUGGCUGCCUUCCUGACCACCCCACUUUCCUGCCCUGAGACAGCAGCCCAGGGCAGGUGCUUCACAUUGAGACCAGGUGAGCCUCAUUUGCACAACAGUCAAAUUGUUUGCUCCUUUAAAAAGGACACAAUUAGCCUGGCCCAGUGGCUUAUGCUUAUAAUCCCAGCACUUUGGGAGGCCAAGGCAGGAGGAUCACCUGAGGUCAGGAGUUUGAGACCAGCCUGACCAACAUGGAGAAACCCUAUCUCUACUAAAAAAAAAUACAAAAUUAGCCGGGCAUGAUGGUGCAUGCCUGUAAUCGCAGCUAUUCGGGAGGCAGAGGCAGGAGAAUCACUUGAACCCGGGAGGCGGAGGUUGCAGUGAGCUGAGAUUGCACUAUUGCACUCCAGCCUGGGCAACAAGAGGGAAACUUCAUCUCAAAAAAAAUAAGUAAGAUUAUUACCAUGUGAAAACCUUUUUAAUAUUCAGGAAUUCAGGAUUUGGAAAGUGUAGUUGCCCCAGGCAUGUGGUUGUUGCCUUAGGUCCUGCGAAUAUUGCUGAAAAUUGGAUUUUCCACAUUCACUGUCUUCCCUGUUUUAGGGAAGAAAAUGAUCGUAGACAUUCGAUUUUCCAAAUUGGUAGUCUUUCAUUUUCAAUGCUAAUGGGAUUACUUCUCUUCCAACCCUCCUGCCCAUCCAUCCGUCCCACUCCCCAGGCAAUUGAUUGCAGUUCCGUGCAUCUUAACCGUACUAUCUGGGAUUCAGCUGAAAUCUGUUUAUAGGCAACAUUGAAAGUACCAGAUUAGGGUCAGGUGUGGUGGCCCACACCUGUAAUCCCUAGCACUUUGGGAGGUGGAGGCGGGCGGAUAAUGAGGUCAGGAGUUCAAGACCAGCCUGGCCAACAUAGUGAAACCCCUUCGCUACUAAAGAUACAAAAAAAUCAGCCGAGUGUGGUGGUGCACGCCUGUGAUCCCAGCUACUCAGGAGGCUGAGGCAGGGGAAUCGCUUGAACCCGGGAGGCAGAGGUUGCAGUGAGCCAAGAUCGCACAUUGCACUCCAGCCUGGCCAACAGGGCGAGACUCCAUCUCAAAAAAAAUGAAUGAAAGUACCAGAUUGUACUUGUAAAUCUCUCUAGGGUAUUGGGAAUUUUACUGGGAGCUGUUGAUUUAUUUCUCAGGGCAUAUGUGUGCCGUGUGCCGAUCUGUCUCAUUAUUGUCUUUUUUUUUUUUUUUUUUUGAGACAGUCUCGCUGUAUUGCCCAGGAGUGCAGUGGCACAAUCUCAGCUCACUGCAACCUCUCCCUCCCAGAUUCAAGCGAUUCUGGUGCCUCAGCCUCCUGAGUAGCUGGGACUACAGGCAUGCGCCACUAUACCCUGCUAAUAUCUGUAUUUUUAGUAGAGAUAGGGUUUUGCCAUAUUGGUCAGGCUGGUCGUAAUGUCUCUUGUUAACACUGAAUAUGUUAGGUGGUUUUUCUCGAUGGAUUUAGGGUUAACCUAGUUAAUAAUAAAUUGUUUCCAGGUAAUUAUCAAGUUUUGUCAUCUUAUAAAUCUGAAGAGUUAAUAUUGUCAUGGAUACAAAUAAAGUGAAAUCUGACUGAA
Macaca mulatta (Rhesus monkey) is the source of this 3534-nucleotide messenger RNA. Lineage: Eukaryota; Metazoa; Chordata; Mammalia; Primates; Cercopithecidae. The record is from RefSeq and is a predicted model, not a curated record.